AUUGACGCAGAAAGAAGCAAGAAGGACGCUAAUAAGUCAGUCUUAUUAUUUGUUCUCCAGUUUGUAAUAUUUACGUCGUAUAAAAUACAUCUUUGAUUCUUUAUUCAAGGAUAAAAUGGUCUCGAUGCGCUAGAAGCACUUUGCUGCUUCUCGUGCUCAUUUAUUGUUAGUUAGCUUAGCUCGCUAGUUAGCUUAGCUUGUUAGCUGCUAACAGAAGUUAUCAACACAUCGCUAAGUAGAGAUCAAGUGUGAGAGUAAAGUGUUGUGAUUGUGUGAAAAUGUCUACAUUACACAUGUUGAGAGCGUUGGUGGAUCAGCGACUAACUGCUGCCGUUGAAGAAAUAUUUGUAGUGUUAGAAAGAACGAUAGCAGAAUACGAGGCGGAACUUUCUAGAACAAAAGAGGAGAACUAUCAACUACUGGACGCUGUUUUCAAGAAACAUCAAGUUGUGCUACACAGAACAGAUGUCCAGCAGCCCCCCCACAUUAUAGAGGAAGAGGAGGAUCCACAGACCACCCAAAUUAAAGAGGAAGAGGCGGAUCCACAGCCCACCCACAUGAAAGAGGAAGAGGAGGAUCCACAGCCUACCCACAUGAAAGAGAAAGAAGAGGAUCCACAGCCCACCCACAUGAAAGAGGAAGAAGAUGAUCCACAGCCCACGCACAUUAAAGAGGAAGAGGAGGAUCCACAGCCCACCUACAUGAAAGAGGAAGAGGAGGAUCCACACAUGAAAGAGGAAGAGGAGAAUCCCCACAUGAAAGAGGAAGAGGAGGAUCCACACAUGAAAGAGGAAGAGGAGGGAGAGUGUGUUGUAGGGCAGGAGGAGGAUGAUGUCAGCAAGUUUCCACUGACUGUUGUCUCUGUGAAGACUGAAGAGCAUGAAGACAAAGCACCUGAGUCCUCACAGCUUCAUCACAGUCCAAACAUCCAUCAGCUGAUUGGACACCAAGACAAAUGUCUCCCUCAUCUGCAGGGGGACAGUUUCACUUCAGAGGAUCCACAGCCCUCACACAUGAAAGAGGAAGAGGAGGGAGAGUGUGUUGUAGGGCAGGAGGAGGAUGAUGUCAGCAAGUUUCCACUGACUGUUGUCUCUGUGAAGACUGAAGAGCAUGAAGACAAAGCACCUGAGUCCUCACAGCUUCAUCACAGUCCAAACGCUCAACAGCCCCUUCACAUUAAAGAGGAAGAUGAUGAUCCACAGCCCACCCACAUUAAAGAGGAAGAGGAGGAUCCACACAUGAAAGAGGAAGAGGAGGAUCCACACAUGAAAGAGGAAGAGGAGGGAGAGUGUGUUGUAGAGCAGGAGGAGGAUGAUGUCAGCAAGUUUCCACUGACUGUUGUCUCUGUGAAGACUGAAGAGCAUGAAGACAAAGCACCUGAGUCCUCACAGCUUCAUCACAGUCCAAACUUCUGUGAAGAACAACUUCUGCCUGAAAAACAGGAGAGUAGCUCCAGGAUGUUGAAGGAGGAUCCACCAAAGAGGAAGACCAGGCACCACGGACCCUCUGGCGUCUCCUUUUCCUCUUUGACACAGACCCUUCCCUGUAAAAAGGAAGAGGAAGACUCACUGACCCCCCACAUUAAAGAGGAAGAGGAGGAACACAGCGUUAGUCAGGAAGGAGAUCAUAUUGAAGGACUGGUGGAGUUCCCAGUGACUGGUGUCCCUGUGAAGAGUGAAGAUGAUGAGGUCAAAGGUGAGAGAGAGGCGGAGCCUCCAAGCAGCAGCUCAACACAACACAUGACAACAGAAGCUGAUGGAGACCACUGUGGAGGAUCACAAGCAGACAAGCUCUUAGCUCCACUAUCAGAUAGUGAGGACACAACGUCACACUCUCCUGACACUGAUGAUGAACACUCUAAAGAUGAUGCAACAUGUCACACUGACAACACUCACUUCACAUGUUCUCACUGUCACAAAACCUUUAAUGUUCGUCGCAAUAUGAAAAGACACAUGAGAACACACACUGGUGAAAAACCCUUUUCCUGUUUAACCUGUGGUAAAGGUUUUACACAUAAUCAAUAUUUGAAAGUACACAUGAGAGCACACACUGGUGAAAAACCUUUUAUCUGUUCAUUCUGUGGUAAAGGUUUUACACAAAGUCAAUAUUUGAAAGUACACAUGAGAGCACACACUGGUGAAAAACCUUUUUCUUGUUCAUUCUGUGGUAAAGGUUUUACACAAAGGCGAUCUUUGAAAAUACACAUGAGAACACACACUGGUGAAAAACCUUUUUCUUGUUCAAUCUGUGGUAAAGGUUUUACUAAAAGGCAAUCUUUGAAAAUACACAUGAGAACACACACUGGUGAAAAACCCUUUUCCUGUUUAACCUGUGGUAAAGGUUUUACACAUAAUCAAUAUUUGAAAGUACACAUGAGAGCACACACUAGUGAAAAACCUUUUAUCUGUUCAAUCUGCAGUAAAGGUUUUACACAAAGUCAAUAUUUGAAAGGACACAUGAGAACACACACUGGUGAAAAACCUUUUUUCUGUUCAACUUGUGGUAAAGAGUUUACACGAAGUCAGAGUGUGAAAAUGCACAUGAGAACACACACUGGUGAAAAACCUUUUUCUUGUUCAAUCUGUGGUAAAGGUUUUACACAGAGUCAGAAUUUGAAAGGACACAUGAGAAGACACCCAGGAGAGAAAGUGUUGAGUUGCAGUGUGUGUGGUGAAAGAUUGUCUUCUAAGUACCAGUGUAAGAAACACAAGUGUGCUGGUGAGAACAGCAGCAGCAAAUGAAACUGCAGGAUUUGAAAUCAACUGUCAAGACUUUAAUGUUGACUUUCUAACAACAUCAGCACAUAUAACAUGUGUGACAUUGUUGUUUGUGUAACUAUCUUUUUAAUAUGCUUCUACAUUAAUAGAUUAGAUAGUUUGAAAUAUGGAAGUAUUCCAUAUUUGUAUUUCUAAUUGUUAAUGAGUCCAUAGAUGAUCACCUUUAUAUGAUAUACAUAUGUACUGGUUCACAUGUGAAACAUCUUCUGGACCACUUCAGGAAGCAUAUUAUUAUUUACUUUAUACAUCAUUUGAACACUUGUCUUUUAUACCAUUUUAAAAUGUGUGACUUUAUGAAUUAUUUGUUGGGUCUCUAUAAUCCAUUUUAUUAAUGAUCUUUAUUACUCUCUUUUGUAAUAUGAUGAUUGUUUUAUAUGUAUGUCCCCAGACCUUUAUGCAAUAUAAAAGUGAGAGAAAAAGGCUGAAUUGUUUGUGGAAGGAUGUUUAUUUUGUAUUUU
Messenger RNA from Nerophis lumbriciformis (worm pipefish), 3235 nucleotides. NCBI's taxonomy places the organism in Eukaryota, Metazoa, Chordata, Actinopteri, Syngnathiformes, Syngnathidae. The record is from RefSeq and is a predicted model, not a curated record.